This is a messenger RNA of Leptopilina heterotoma, 2884 nucleotides long. RefSeq lists its product as uncharacterized. The transcript is spliced from 2 exons. The record is from RefSeq and is a predicted model, not a curated record. Lineage: Eukaryota; Metazoa; Arthropoda; Insecta; Hymenoptera; Figitidae. Bases 1135 to 2409 code for a protein of 424 amino acids.
UAGCGUACAUGCCGAAAUUACGGUCACAUUGGCAGUAGGAGUGUCCGCGAACAGGAAAUAUAUGUACAAUCUCGACAUUUUAUUCCAUUAACAAAAGAAAGCAGAAAGUAAGCACUGUAUAAUUACGAUUUUGCCCAGGAGCCGCAUCACAAAAGAAAUAUAUUUUUUUAUGAUUUUCUACAUCAAAUUCUUUCUUCACGCUAUCAUAAAGAAAGCUGUAAACCACAUUUGCUCCUUUUUUGUGAUUCCUUCAAAAAAGGGAUACAUAUAGCUGCCUUCUGAAUUAUGUAUGUGAACAUUAAAUAAAUAAAGCCAAACUAAACGUUUAUAAAAUUGAUUAUUUACAGGAAUCUUUGGCAACGGUAAAUUUUGCGCGUAAACAAACUCACAACACAAAACGUUUGUUUCUGAUAAAUACCGAUUUUUUAAAGUUAAAUAAUCGUUGGCUUUUUUUAUGUUCAACAUAAUUCUCAUUUUCAUUAGUAUUUGUUUCACUUUUGUAACAUAAAUUACAAACAUCAGUGCGAGGAAGACUACAAGAAAAUGGCAAAUUGUGGUUAAAAUAUUUCGCGUACGUCGAUCUGUUUAGAGAUAUUUCAUCUUUUUGCGUGACACUUUUAUAAAAUUCAACGAACAAAUCAUAGAGUAAAUCCAAAGUUAAUUCCGAAAUUUAAAAAUACUUUAAACCAUGUAACGUUUUAUUACGUUUCUGUUCUACUGACAAUCCUUGUUGUUACUCAGAUUGAAUAAUUCAUAUUAAUAUUAUAUUUUCAAAUUAUAUUUCGCGCCUUAGCGCCAAACUUCAACACCAGGCGUCGCGCACGCCAAAAACAGCAGACGACAAAAGCACAUGUUGCUUUUGACCGGCAAGAGACGCCAGAUUGGUGUGAACUAUAAGUGCGAAAACGCACCAUUGCGCAUAAUUAAUAUAAUUGUAUUUUUAUUCCUUGUGCCAAAUAAAUUGUUGUUUAUUGUGAGUGCGCUAAUUAUUUCCGCCGUUUCCAGCGUCAUAAUCGCUAAUUUCAGUUGUGGGAAUACUAAAAAGGUUAGUCUUCUAAUUUCGUUUUUCUUGGCUUGUCACCGAAGGAAGGAGGAGAUAUCUUUCGAGCAGUGGAUUCCUGAUAUACGAUCACCAUGGAACCAGCACCCAACGACAACACGAACAACGCUACUGGAUCUGCCCUACAAGAGAUUCCGGUUCUGUGCAUUACGCCACUCCCCGAAGACCAAGGCGAACCCAGCAGCGCCGUCACUCUCGAGCAACCACCAAGUGGUCUGGUUGUUUUACGCAAGACAACCUUAGAAACCCUCUUAGCCGAACGUGACGACCUUAAAGAAAAGUUAACUACUAUUCAACAACAAUUGUCCUCUUUUGAAGAAAAAGAAAAACUAAAUUGCGCAACGACCAGCAAGACCGCCGACCAAAAGGAAGAACACUACCAAUUUAUGGCGGAUUUGAACAAGGAACGCUACAACCUAACAAACACGAUCUCAGAACUCCAGAAAGAGAUCACUGAUCUAAAAGUCGAACGCGCCACCAUGAAGAAAGAUCUCGAUUCAUAUGAAGCCGAUUUCAACCGAGUUUGCGACGAUUACUCUUACCAGGAAGACUACAGCCUCCGCCUCAAGAAACUCUUUUACAACACGGUAUCCGAAGUAUGCCAUGCUCUCGCAAAUUUGCGCGAACCGAAGCUGAGACCUAAGGCCCCCGAAGGCUGCCUUAACUGUGGUAUCAGCGGGCAUAGUUUUCGUUCCUGUCAAAGGAAGUAUAACGGACGUUUCUGCCAAACCUGCGCACACCCCGACUUUUCAACCGAAGAAUGUCCUUGGCCUCACUACCCUAAUGGACCCUCUAGCAUUCCCGAAAGCAGCAGAUGUAAAUCGUGCUGGCAAUCAAAGACUACGCCAAACCCGCAUUGCGCUGAGUGCCGUCGAAGAAUGAUAAGAGAAAAUACCAUUAAGCGCAAUAAACUCGCCCAAGAAUUAGAAGAUGCAUCAUUCUCACUCCCUUCCACCAGUCAAUCAAUGAAGGAUGGAAGACAAGCAACUCGCGCCAUCAUCGCUCCCCCAGCUUCUCAAGCCCAGCAGAUAGCCAUUACGUCAGUUGUAACUAACAACUCUAAGAGCGAAUUUUGCAUUCAAUCCGAACCAAAAGCCGAGAUUGGAAUGCAGCCUUCUACUCAGCCAGCAAAUCCCAAGACUGAUCUGCAAAACGCGCAAUCCAACGAAGAGCCAACGGUUUCACAAGACCCAAUAGUUGAACCAUUAGUACUCUCACUCCAAGUACAGCCCAGUAAUGUGCAGAACCUGAUCUCUCCAAGGGAAUCGAUCGAUGACAACGUUGCUCUAUGGGAAUCUCUCACGGAAGCGUUUAAAAUUGGACUAAACAAAGACGUCGAAAAAAAUUAAAUUCCAGUCUUCCUUGUACAACUAGUUUAGUAACGAUAAACAGUAUUACUUUAAUUUUUUUAAUUUAGUUUUCUUUUAGUUAAGAACGAUCUCUUGACAACCAAAUAUUAUAAUUAUCACCAAUUUUGUUUUCUUUACUAAGUAUUAUUUUGCAAACUAAACUAAGUCAUGAUUACUAUAGUAACUAUUAUUAAACAAAAAAAAAAAAAAAAUUUACUUAUUUUUGUUAGACUUCUAAUAAUAGUCGAAAUUUUUAUAUAUUGUUGCACCGUUGUGCCUUCGCGCCGUUGCGCAGUAAACUAUUAGUAAAAUCAAAAAUAUUAGCUUAGUAUUUCAUUUAGUUUCUAACCACCAAAGUUACUUAGAUAUUAGCGCCGUUGCGCAGUAUUAUUCUCAUUAUCUAAAGAUUAUAUAUAUUUUUGUACUACUUAGAUCCUAGCGCCGUUACAAUUGUAAUCAACGACUUCUCAGCGCC